Molecule: messenger RNA, 1230 nt
Organism: Dibothriocephalus latus
Lineage: Eukaryota; Metazoa; Platyhelminthes; Cestoda; Diphyllobothriidea; Diphyllobothriidae
Source: the annotation of a GenBank genome assembly
AUGCUGGGAAAGUUUAUCGCCUCCUCAAAAGACAGAUCUGAAAGUCCCGAUCCUUUUGUUCCUGUUCAAGAAUCCACUCAAUCAGAAUCUUGCGUCGAUGGCGUAAAUGCACAGAAGUCAAUUAAUCUGGAAAAAGUGGCUCAUUUAAAUCGUCUUGUGUAUAAUCAACCGAAAAAUGUCAGAGCUUGGUUGGAGCUGAUAGAUCUUCAACUCAAAGACACAGAAUUUUCCGGCUAUGCCACUAGCAACAUUGCACAAAAGGAGGAAUUCUGCUCACCGCGGCGCUAUGUUCUUCUGGAAAAGCAGAUCGCCACAACCGAACGGGCUUUGAGUGUAAAUUCAGGAAAUGUUCGUCUUCGCCUUCUCUUGGCCGGAUUACGGGAAUUUAAAACAGAACUCAUCGCAAGAGGCGUCCGCUCAUCUUCAAUUACCGAGUCCUCCACCAUCUCACAAAAAAGUACUGUUGCGCGCGAGUGGUCAGAGUUUGUCUUUACCUGCCCGCAAAUUAUUUCCGUUUGGCGUGGAUACAUUGCUCACCUCCGCGGACGCUUUUCCUCAUCAGCGAACGCGGGCAGCGUUUUCAACCGCAUAGAUUCAAUCUACCAGCGUGCUUUGACGACUUUAUCUGGAAUUUUGUCUGGAAGGAUUCUGUCACAUAAGCCAACAGAAAAUAUGGCAGACUUGACAGUAGAGCUCUUUGCCGAGUACUGUUGGUGGUUGAGUCAAACAGGCUUCACAGAACGCGCCAUCUCGCUGUGGCAGGCGGCAAUAGAGUUUUCAUGCUUCUGCCCACCGCGUCUAAAGUCUACAACCUAUGUCACUUUUGAACAACGGCAUGCUGAAUUUGAAAGGUUUUGGACCAGCGACGUCCCUCGGUUUGCUCAUCCGCUAGCUCGUGGGUGGGCCGCUUGGUUUUCGACCGGCGGUGUAACUGAGCCCCGAGACUGCGGAACCCAACAACAGCCGUCCUCUAAUCUGGCGAUGGACCUAGAUGAAGACUGGAGUCCCUCUUCAGCUACAGCAGCCGCUCGGUGGCAACAGAUUACCGCUGCCUGGAACCGUAAGUUCUGCAUUCUUGACUUGCCUAUUGCUACAAGGACUUUUCAGCUCACCCGUUUCACUUUUUGCUCCCUUCCUCCACUUUCGCGGUUGCCCGUUCUGACAGAACUGCCUUCAGAGGUCCUUUUGCUUUUGAUUUAUAACAGUAACCUACUUUUAAAUUUUCCUUAA